Molecule: messenger RNA, 967 nt
Organism: Drosophila kikkawai
Lineage: Eukaryota; Metazoa; Arthropoda; Insecta; Diptera; Drosophilidae
Product: nurim homolog
Cellular component (GO): nuclear membrane
Source: RefSeq, a predicted model, not a curated record
GCUAGUAUUAAUCCAUGGUCACACUUAUUGUUUUUCUCCCAAACAUUCGCUUGGAUUUUGUUAUUCUCCAUUAUUAUUAGUUAUCCCGCAUUUUCCUUCAAAAAUAUGGCUUCGAUUGCCAAGUUUUUGGUGCUCCUCGCCUCCAUGGCCACAUUCGGGUACUCCCUCUACGUGGUGGGUCGGCUUAUGCUCUUCCUCUCGACACCUCGCUCCAUUUCAAAGGCGCACACAUGGAUUUUCAAUUUACUGGACAACAAAUCCCGCCUUGAAACCGCCUAUGGUCCCGUGGUGUUUGACACCCUCUACCUGAUAGGAUUCAUCUUUCAACACAGCUUCCUUAAGUCAGCGUUUGUCAAGAAGCUAUUGGCCAAAUGUGGUUUGGGUGGAGCAGAGCGAACUAUUUAUAGUCUGACGUCAUCGAUUUGUUUACAUUACCUGAUUGCCAAUUGGCUGCCCGCCCAGUCGAUCGUCCUGUGGCAAAUUGAUGUGGAGGAAAGCGCUCCUCUUUGGUGGACUUUUGCAAUCACUCACGGUUUAUGCUGGGUUGUCAUCUUUGGAGGCACUUUGGUAAUGGAUCUACCGGAGCUGCUGGGCAUCAAGCAGGCCUACUUCGACCUAAAGGCGUAUGGCGAGCCUAUAAACUUCAAAUCCAGUGAAUUGCGCAAUUUGUACGCUCACGUGAGGCAUCCUUCGUUUGUGGGUUUAUCCGUGAUUCUCCUUGCCACCAAUGUGAUGAGCGUUGACCGCCUCCUGUUGGCCCUUCUCUUGAUCACUUAUAUGUACGUGGCCUGGUCGACGGAUCACAAGGAUGUUGCCUACCAGAAAUUGCAACUACAGCGCAAAAAGCUGGAGCUGAAGGCCCAGUAAUUUGCAUAUCUUUUUACUAAGCAAUAGAAGUAAGUUUGACACUGGUUUGUACUAAAAAUCAAUUAUAAGUUGUCGAAAUAUAUCAGAACUACUCAAUUAA